This is a messenger RNA of Sinocyclocheilus rhinocerous, 391 nucleotides long. RefSeq names its product microtubule-associated protein 4-like. Gene Ontology annotation, biological process: neuron projection development; microtubule cytoskeleton organization. NCBI's taxonomy places the organism in Eukaryota, Metazoa, Chordata, Actinopteri, Cypriniformes, Cyprinidae. The record is from RefSeq and is a predicted model, not a curated record. The annotation marks the transcript as partial. Gene Ontology annotation, molecular function: microtubule binding. Gene Ontology annotation, cellular component: neuron projection. The transcript is spliced from 2 exons.
GUGGAGGCGAAGUCAAGAUCGAGAGCCGUAAGGUGAACUUUAAGGAUAAAGCUCAGCCCAAGGUGGGCUCAAUGGAUAAUGUCAAUCAUGAACCUGGAGGCGGGAACGUUACGGCUGAGGGGGCGCAGGAGACUGCUGAGGGCAGCGCGGCUCCCUCUAGUGGUGUCUCUGCCACCCAGCCGUCAGCCGGCGCUGCCCAGGAGAAUGGGCUGAAGGAGGCCGGCCCCUGCAGGAGUGAGGAGCUCCGGGACCCACAGGGCCUGGACUCGCUCAUCCCUGAAACAAGUAAGUUUGUGUGUAACCCGGCCCGAGAAACCCGAAAAGACUGACCCCGUCAGACUAGAGGUCUUUUAGAACUGAAGACUCUCAUUCACCACAUUCACAUUCCAUU